This is a messenger RNA of Pyrenophora tritici-repentis Pt-1C-BFP, 915 nucleotides long. Its product is annotated as SUI1, Translation initiation factor 1 (eIF-1-SUI1). Gene Ontology annotation, molecular function: ribosomal small subunit binding; RNA binding; translation initiation factor activity. Gene Ontology annotation, cellular component: eukaryotic 43S preinitiation complex. Gene Ontology annotation, biological process: translational initiation. The record is from RefSeq and is a predicted model, not a curated record. NCBI's taxonomy places the organism in Eukaryota, Fungi, Ascomycota, Dothideomycetes, Pleosporales, Pleosporaceae.
ACCCUUUGCCGAUUAAUACCCUCGACCGCUCUCACUCCACGUCUCACUCUCACAUAUAAACUUCUCUCUCUCUCCUCUCUUCAUAUACCCCAAGCCCACGCGUGCUACUUGAUCAUCACAAGUUACUCUGCUAGACGUUAACUCGACUCGACUCUCUCGCACCAAACCCGCCAGUCGAUUUCAUGACCACGGACAUCCAGAAUCUCAAGUCCUUCGAUCCGUUCGCGGAGGCCGAUGAUGCUGGAGGAGAAGUAAAAUCCACGCAGCAGAACUACAUCCACAUCCGUAUUCAACAGCGCAAUGGUCGCAAAACCCUAACAACGGUCCAAGGCCUGCCCAAGAAGUUUGACCAGAAGAAGAUUCUCAAAGUCAUCAAGAAGAAGUUUGCGUGCAAUGGCACCGUCGUCGCCGACAAUGAAAUGGGCGAGGUGAUUCAGCUGCAGGGCGAUCAGCGCAAGGAUGUUCAGGACUUCUUGACCGACAAGAAGGAGGGCCUGGGGCUUGAUGGGAAGACCAUCAAGGUCCAUGGUUUCUAAGAUGUGACGUGGUUUGCUGCCUAUGCGCGUGCUGCUGCUAGUCGCUUUCUUCCGCCAAAGAAAAGAUUCCCGCUUCGAGGUUCUUUGAGACGAGCUUGACGGCGGAGGGACGAGGAGCUUUGCCGGCAACAUCGUUGGGCGUGUUUGCUCACGUCGUCGAUGGUGCUUGGAUGCGGCGCGGCUGGGCGAGUAUUACCCCAUGAAGGAGGUUCUUUACGACUUUCCUAUCUCCAUCUCUUUAGGGGAGCCAGAGGACGGAUGGUGGAGGUUUCGCACACUGAAGUAGUAGGUGCUAAAAGGAUCACCGAGGAGGAUCGUUGGUGGAAGUGAGAGAGGUAGCUUUCACAACUUAUCAAUCAUAAAAUGCUUUUGCAGCCAA